Molecule: messenger RNA, 1329 nt
Organism: Hevea brasiliensis (rubber tree)
Lineage: Eukaryota; Viridiplantae; Streptophyta; Magnoliopsida; Malpighiales; Euphorbiaceae
Product: phospholipase A(1) DAD1, chloroplastic-like
Exons: 1
Coding region: 1-1329 (442 amino acids)
Biological process (GO): lipid metabolic process
Molecular function (GO): glycerophospholipase activity
Source: RefSeq, a predicted model, not a curated record
AUGAGGCUCUCCCUGGGAUCGCCAUGUACACUCCCUUCAACAUCCUCAUCAACACACUCGAGAAUACAGUGUUGUACCCUCACUCACACUCAACCCAUAAGGCUCAAUAGGAAGCAGCCUUUAGAAAACCAACCUCUGAAGAAAUGGGAACGUCUACUGCACCCAGUUGAUAGCGCCGACUCAAUGCCGUCAUGGUUCCCCGCCCACAGACCUGUUAAACUAGGCGAUAGAUGGAUGGAAUAUCAAGGUGUCAGGAACUGGGAAGGCUUGCUGGACCCGCUGGAUGAUAAUUUACGUGGAGAGAUUCUUCGAUAUGGAGAUUUUGUUGAAGCCGCAUACAAGUCUUUCGACUUUGAUACUUCUUCACCCACCUACGCCACCUGUCGAUUCCCCAAAAACACAUUGCUGGAGAGGUCCGGUUUGCCUGAAACUGGUUACCGGCUAACCAAACAUCUCCGUGCUACGUCUGGUAUCCAACUACCACAUUGGAUAGAAAAAGCGCCAAGCUGGGUGGCUACUCAGUCUAGUUGGAUAGGCUACGUGGCCGUGUGUCAGGACAAGGAUGAGAUUGCGAGACUAGGACGAAGGGACGUGGUAAUAGCUUUUAGAGGCACUGCAACUUGCCUAGAGUGGCUGGAAAAUCUACGCGCCACCUUGUCUCACCUCCCAAAAGUAGACUCUGACAAAGGUCCUAAAAGGCACGGACCCAUGGUGGAAAGUGGAUUUUGGAGCCUUUACACUUCUGGAACCACAAUGGGCCCAAGCCUGCAAGAAAUGGUCCGUGAAGAGAUCGAAAGACUUCUUAAAUCCUACGGCGACGAGCCUCUUAGCUUGACAAUCACAGGCCACAGCCUGGGCGCUGCCCUCGCUAUUCUCUCCGCCUAUGACAUCAAAACAACCUUCAAAUAUGCCCCAAUAGUGACCGUCAUCUCCUUCGGUGGUCCACGUGUAGGAAACCGCAGUUUUCGCCAACAUCUAGAAAAACAAGGCACAAAAGUUCUACGCAUAGUUAACUCGGAUGAUCUAAUAACAAAAGUACCUGGGUUUGUAAUCGACGGAGACAAUGAGGUAGCAAAUAAUAAAGAGAAUUUGAACGUUGCUGGCCUCGCUAGCUGGAUCCAAAAACGGGUGGAGGAAACCCAGUUGGCUUAUGCAGAAGUUGGGAGAGAGCUCAAACUCAGUAGCAAGGACUCUCCCUACCUAAAUAGCGUCAAUUUUGCUACUUGUCACGAGUUGAAAACGUACCUGCACUUGGUGAAUGGAUUUGUGAGUUCCUCUUGUCCGUUCAGAGCCACGGCCGAGAGGGUUCUUAGUUACCACAAUAGAUAA